AUGCUGAUGCAGCUCUGUAGUAUCAAGAAUUUGUACCAGAAUCGGUUCCUGGGUCUGGCGGCCAUGGCCUCCCCCACCCGAAGCAGCCAGACCCGCCAGCGCUGUAAGGAUCGUCACAGCUACGGUCCGGACACCUACGCUGUCAACGGUCUGAACCAGGAGGCCUUCAUGCUGGGACUGUCACGGUCCACCAGUGACACUGAUCUGGUUUCCCCGGAUGCUCGCUCCACCCUCACCAUCAGCUCCUCUCACUACACCAUAGGCCAGUCUGAAGACCUGGUGAUCACAUGGGACAUCAAGGAGGAGGUAGAUGCUGGGGACUGGAUCGGAAUGUAUCUUGUAGAUGAGGCUUUGUCUGAGAACUUUCUGGACUAUAAGAACCGCGGAAUCAACGGAUCUCACAAGGGACAGAUAGUUUGGAAAAUCGACUGCAGCUCCCACCUCACCGACUCUGAGACCCAGGUCUGCUUCAGGUACUACCACGGUGUCACCGGAGCACUGAGGGCAACUACACCCAGCGUAACCAUCAAGAAGGGCGCUGCACCUGUAUUAAAGCCAGUGGUUAGUCCAGAAGUCAACCAUGGACUGGGAAACAGGAGGCUUAUUAACUUUUCCUUGUCAGACCUCCAGGCACUUGGUUUGAAGAAGGGGAUGUUCUUCAAUCCGGACCCGUAUCUGAAGCUCUCCAUUCAGCCUGGAAAACACAGCAUCUUCCCCUCGCUGCAGCACCACGGUCAGGAGAAACGCUCCAGCGUGGUCUGCAACACAGUCAACCCACAAUGGAACAUGGAGAGGUUUAACUUUGUGUCUCUGCCCACUGAUGUGCUGGAGAUCGAGGUGAAGGAUAAGUUUGCCAAGAGUCGGCCGAUCAUCAAGCGCUUCCUGGGGAAGCUCUCGGUCCCCGUCCAGAGGCUGUUGGAAAAACACGCCAUUGGGGAUCGGGUUGUGAGUUACACUCUGGGUCGUAGGUUGCCUACAGAUCACGUCUGCGGGCAGCUGCAGUUCCGCUUUGAGCUGGCCUCCUCUAUUCACCCAGAUGAUGAGGAGAUGUCACUGGUCAUAGAAGCAGCCUGUCCUGAAGCAGAGAACGCAGCAGACGUGGACCAUGCUGCCGACGCUCCUGAUGAUGACACUGUGAGUGUUGGACCUGACAUGCCUGACCUCCCUCUUGAUGCUCCUCCCGACCCCGACACCUCCGCGCCGCCAGCUCCAGCGGCCGAAACCUCCACCCACGACGAGGAGGAGGUCCGACCCGCUGAGGCGGAGGAGGCUGAGGCGGCAACAGAGGUGGAGCAAGCUACCCUGGAGGAGGACAGCACAGUGAGGGAGGAGCCCCUGUCUGCUGAGCCCCAGGUGGAGCAGCAGCAGGAGGAGGAGGAUGAGGGUGCAGCUGAACAGCAGGAGGAGAGCACUGGAGCUGGGGUAGAAGAGGGAGGAGGGGAGGAGAGGCAGCAGGUGGAGGAAGAGCAGGUGGAGCAGAGAGAAGAGGGUGCAUCGUGUGUAGAGGGGGAGGCAGGAGGAGAAGAAAAGGAGGAUGGGGAGGAAAGUGAGCCAAAGCCAGACUCUGACAAUCCCACAGCAGAGACUACGAAUGAUGAGGCUCCUGCUGCUGAGGCUCCGGCAGAGGGAGGCACCACCUCCCAGGAGGCCCCUGUAGAACCAGCAGGAGGGGCCCCGCAGGAAGUGACAGACGGAGGAAACUCCGCCCCGUGUACCUGCCAAUCCCUGUUCACGAACUACAGCUCCCACGGCCCCUCGCGGCGUAAGAACCGCCCCUGCUCCCUGCCCGUGUCAGAGCUUGAGACGGUGAUCGCGUCGGCCUGCGGCGAGCCGGAAACGCCGAGAUCCCAUUACAUCCGGAUUCACCACCUCCUCCACAGCCUCCCCUCGGCCCAGCAGCGAGCUCCCAGCCAGGAGGAGGAGCCUGGGGAGGGAGAGAAUACGAGUACAACUCAAGAUAACACCUCCACAUCACCAACGCUUAAAACCUCCAAGGACGGAGAGGAGGAGGGGCAGGAGGAGGAGGACGAGGAGGAUACAACCCAGUCUCCCACUCAGGUCCCAGAGUGUCCGGGUCCUUGCUGUCGUCGCUCUCUUCCUCGCAGCCUCUCCAUCGAACGCCUCUCUGAGCUGAACCAGCUACUGGAAGGUGAGGGAGGAGGAGGAGGAGGUGGAGGACAUCCAGCAGUCAGGAGGUUCUCCCCCUCCUGCCUGGAGGGCGAGGAGGGGGAUUCCAGUAACGGAGGAGGAGGAGGAGGAACUAGAGUCGGAGGGAGCAGCCACAGGCCGCACGGCGAAAACGAGUGUGAGUUCUGCGACACCUCCUGCUACAGCACCUCCUGCUACAGCACCUCCUGUUACAGUACGUCCUGCUACAGCAACUCAGGCUACGAGGGGAGGGGUCGCUUCUGCAGCCACACCCGCCUCUCGUCCGUGGACAGCAACCGGCUCUCCGGCAGCACCGUGUUCUCCUCGCAGGAUGAAGACGAAGACGAGGAGAGCGCCUUCGAGUCCUUACCUGACCCCGGCCAGAGCCCCGAAGGCCAGGAGGGGGGCGGGUCAGGAGGAGAGAGGAGGGCGGGGAGGUGGAAGGAGGCCAGGAGAGGAGAGCAUGGGGAGCCAGCUGUGGCAGGGCCCAGUGACAGGAACAGCACUGGCCCAGGCUCCUCCCCUCCUGUUGGCCAUCUUCCAGUCCUUCGACCCAGCCAUGACCUAAACCAUUUUCCUGCAGCCACUGACCAAGCCUUACCUCCAAACUGGGAAGCUCGCAUCGACAGCCAUGGGAGAGUUUUCUACGUGGACCACGUCAACCGGACCACGACCUGGCAGAGGCCGAGCAACGGCGGCAAGUGUAACCACGGCAUCCCUCGAUCGGGAUCCACCCAACAGAUGGAGCAGCUCAACAGGAGGUACCAGAGCAUCCAGAGGACCAUGGCCACAGAGGAGGAGGGUGGCGGUCAGAGGUUAGAGAGGAGCAACAGUACAGAGACAGAGACUGAUUCUCCUCCAACAGGCCCCUCCUCACCUGUCAAUCACCAGAAGAUCAGCCAUCUCCUCCAAUCACCUGCUGUCAAGUUCAUCACACACCCAGAAUUCUUCACUGUGUUGCACAGUAACUAUGCAGCGUACCGGAUGUUCACCAGCAGCAGCUGUGUGAAACACAUGAUCCUGAAGGUGCGUCGCGAUGCCAGAAACUUUGAGCGCUACCAACAUAACCGGGACCUGGUGGUCUUCCUCAACAAGUUCACAGACACUCAGCUGGAGCUGCCGCGGGGCUGGGAGAUCAAGACUGACCCCCAGGGCAAGUCUUUCUUUGUGGACCACAACAGUCGAGCCACCACCUUCAUCGACCCUCGCAUCCCUCUGCAGAACGGCCGUCUGCCCGGACACCUCGCUCACAGACAACACCUGCAGAGACUGCGCAGUUACAGCGCCGGGGAGGCCUCUGAUGUGUCUCGGAGUCGCGGGGCUUCUCUGAUGGCCAGACCUGGAAACAGCCUGGUCGCUGCCAUACGAAGCCAGCAUCACGCUCCAUGUAGGCACUGUCAUAACAUCCCAUUACUAAUCAAUAUUUACUCUUACAAUGAUAAGAUCGUGGCGUUCCUUCGACAGCCGAACAUAUUUGACAUGUUGCAGGAGCGACAGCCCAGCCUGAGCAGAAACCAUGCACUCAGGGAGAAGAUCCACUACAUCCGAACAGAAGGUACUCAGGGUGUGGAGAAGCUGUCAUGUGAUGCAGACCUGGUCAUCCUGUUGAGUUUAUUUGAAGAGGAAAUCAUGUCUUACGUUCCGCCUCACCCCAUCCACCCCGGCUUCAGCUUCUCUCCUCGCUGCUCUCCCGCCUCCUCACCUCAGAACUCUCCUGGCCUGCAGAGAGCCAGGGCUCCAGCUCCUUACCGCAGAGACUUUGAAGCCAAGCUAAGAAACUUCUACAGGAAAUUAGAGGCGAAGGGUUACGGCCAGGGACCAGGCAAGAUCAAGUUGCUGAUCAGGAGAGAACACCUGCUGGAAGGAACCUUUAACCAGGUGAUGGCGUACUCCCGCAAAGAGCUGCAGAGGAACAAACUCUACGUCACCUUCAUCGGAGAGGAGGGAUUAGAUUACAGCGGUCCGUCCAGAGAGUUUUUCUUCCUCUUGUCUCAGGAGUUGUUUAAUCCCUACUACGGCCUGUUUGAAUACUCGGCCAACGACACUUACACCGUUCAGAUCAGCCCCAUGUCAGCAUUUGUGGAAAACCAUCUGGAAUGGUUCCGUUUCAGUGGUCGUAUCCUGGGCCUGGCCUUGAUUCAUCAGUACCUGCUGGAUGCUUUCUUCACCAGACCUUUCUACAAGGCCCUGCUCAGACUGCCCACAGACCUGUCUGAUCUGGAGUAUCUAGAUGAAGAGUUCCACCAGUCUCUUCAGUGGAUGAAAGAUAACGACAUCACAGACAUCCUGGACCUCACCUUCACCGUUAAUGAGGAGGUCUUUGGCCAGGUGACAGAGCGGGAGCUGAAGUCAGGCGGCUCCAACCUUCAGGUGACCGAGAAGAACAAGAAAGAUUAUAUAGAGCGGAUGGCCAAGUGGAGGGUGGAGAGAGGAGUGGUGCAGCAGACGGAGGCGCUGGUCAGAGGCUUCUAUGAGGUGGUUGACUCCAGGCUGGUGUCAGUAUUUGACGCCCGGGAGCUGGAGCUAGUCAUCGCUGGUACAGUAGAGAUAGACCUUGUUGACUGGAGGAGCAACACAGAGUACAGAGGAGGUUACCAUGACGGUCACAUAGUGAUGAGGUGGUUCUGGGCGGCCGUGGAGCGUUUCAACAACGAGCAGCGCCUGCGGCUGCUGCAGUUUGUCACAGGGACGUCCAGCGUGCCGUACGAAGGCUUCGCCGCCCUGAGGGGAUCCAACGGCCUGCGACGCUUCUGCAUCGAGAAGUGGGGCAAAGUUACCUCGCUCCCCAGGGCUCAUACCUGUUUUAAUCGUCUGGACCUGCCGCCAUACCCUUCAUACACCAUGCUGUAUGAGAAACUGCUGACGGCCGUGGAAGAAACCAGCACGUUUGGCCUGGAGUGA
Scomber scombrus (Atlantic mackerel) is the source of this 5049-nucleotide messenger RNA. RefSeq names its product E3 ubiquitin-protein ligase HECW1. Gene Ontology annotation, molecular function: ubiquitin-protein transferase activity; protein binding. The coding region runs from base 1 to 5049 and encodes 1682 amino acids. Lineage: Eukaryota; Metazoa; Chordata; Actinopteri; Scombriformes; Scombridae. Gene Ontology annotation, biological process: regulation of dendrite morphogenesis. The transcript has 29 exons. The record is from RefSeq and is a predicted model, not a curated record.